Molecule: messenger RNA, 645 nt
Organism: Engraulis encrasicolus (European anchovy)
Lineage: Eukaryota; Metazoa; Chordata; Actinopteri; Clupeiformes; Engraulidae
Product: protein FAM180A
Exons: 4
Coding region: 33-542 (169 amino acids)
Source: RefSeq, a predicted model, not a curated record
UCACGCGGACGGUGGAGAGAUUCCUCCUCAACAUGCAAGCAAGACGGUUGUGGUUUAUAACUGCGUGGCUUUGCCUCUGGCCAAAGGGGCUGAAAGACCCCAGGGACGGGUCAGUGAUGCUUGCAGAUGCCUCUCCGGGUAACCAUGGAGGUCUUAAUCCCCAGGAGUUUGUGAAGUCUGUCAAUGACGCCAAUCGGAUGUAUGAGUUUCUACUGGGCGGGCUAGAGAUGGACAGCGACAACAAUAUAGUGAUGCUGGACGAGGAGUUGGCCUCCAUGCGGCAGGGAAGGGCCUUUUUGGCUGUCUUUAACGACAAGAUCCCCAAGUCCCUCCCCCUCUUGGAAGACAUGGCCCUUACUCUUGAGGGCCAAAAACGCCCCCUUAGCCCGACCAGCUUUGAGACACUUCUUCUGGGGACAGUCUACUCUGCCUACCAAGCCAGACGACAGCAGACGGAAAAAGAGCAGCAUGCGUGGAUGGAUGUCCUGGGGCGCCUGGCCAAUGUGACAUUUGUUGAGCUUCGCAGAGCCAGCAAACGCUAGGUGCUAGAGAAUCCAGCUUCAAAUCUUCUGCAGGUCGCCUCGGAUUCCUGGUGGGCUGCUGUUGGGUGGUUCGGCGUCUGGACACUGCUACCCGGCUUCUGUU